CUCUCAUCUUGCUUCGUUUAGCAAGACCCUGUUUUCUGCUUUUAUCUUUCCCGGUCCCGAAAGAAACAGCAGAAAACUAAUCUUUCUUCUGUGUUCUCGGCCCUGAACUCUCUUGCGUCACGUCGUGUCUGUUCCUCCUCCCCGUGGCACCGAAAAGCUUCCUCUUCUCCCAGUCGCCGACGCACGGAUUUCAAUUUCCGACCGUUCCAUCAACGUCAUUUUCGCUUGUUCGUAUACGAUAUCCCCAUCUUGGGUUAACUCCUCGGCCGUUACUCCAGAUCGAAAUCAUAAACAAACAGAGCAAAUCAUAUUACCGACACACACCGGCCCGACCCAAACCACCCCUAUCCCUACCUCUUCCUCCGCAACAAGCCGACCACGAAGAAAAGAAUACAAUACAUACAUACAUACUAACAAUCAUGGCCUCGUUCAUGGAAAACCUCUGGACCUCGGUGUUUACCCCAGGUCCCACACCUACUCUCCUAGUCGCGACAAACGUCACCUUCGCCGCCUUGCAGGCUCUUCUCCUCACCCUUCUCCUAGCCACCCACAGCAUCCAUUUUAUCGUUCUGUCCUUCCUCUCGGGCGCGUUAUGGUGGUCAAUCAACUGGUUCGCCGGGGAAUUGAAAGCUGUCCAGGAAGCCGAUCAAGCUGCGUCGGAGAAGGAGUCUGCACGGUCUGAGAGGAUGAGGACACCCGGUGCGAUCGACACGGAGAGUGAUACCGAGACGGAAACCUACUCGACAAAGGGGAAGAAGCAUACCAGCACGGCCUCUGCUUCGAAGUCGUCGGCCACCGCUGCUGCUGCUGGUGCUACCCUGCAGCCGCCAGAGCAGGGCGAAGCCCGGAAGAGACUCAGCGUUAGCGGUGAGAGCUCUUCGGGCUAUGUGAGUACCGAUAGUGAGUGGGAGAAGGUGGACGAGAGUAAUACUGCAUGAAGCUGCUUUCCGGUUUAUUGUCGUGAUGUUUUUACAGCCCAGUAGGACGUUCUUGUUCUUUGAUUCAACACGGAGGUCAUUAGUCCGGACUCAUUCUGUCUAUAUUUGCCUGCCAUUUAGCUUAGCGGUUAGUGAUACCAUAGAAGCACGCAUGAUGCUUGGUAGAUAGGGUGUUGGCAAGAGAAAUUGAUUACCUAUCUGCAUACGAGUAUGUACUUUGAUCA
Aspergillus wentii DTO 134E9 is the source of this 1162-nucleotide messenger RNA. Its product is annotated as V-type ATPase assembly factor PKR1. Bases 420 to 938 code for a protein of 172 amino acids. Gene Ontology annotation, biological process: vacuolar proton-transporting V-type ATPase complex assembly. The record is from RefSeq and is a predicted model, not a curated record. NCBI's taxonomy places the organism in Eukaryota, Fungi, Ascomycota, Eurotiomycetes, Eurotiales, Aspergillaceae. The transcript has a single exon. Gene Ontology annotation, cellular component: endoplasmic reticulum membrane.